This is a messenger RNA of Rosa chinensis, 635 nucleotides long. RefSeq lists its product as uncharacterized. The record is from RefSeq and is a predicted model, not a curated record. The coding region runs from base 21 to 491 and encodes 156 amino acids. The transcript has 5 exons. NCBI's taxonomy places the organism in Eukaryota, Viridiplantae, Streptophyta, Magnoliopsida, Rosales, Rosaceae.
UGUUUUCAGCCUUCUACAUCAUGUACCUGUUUCUCCCUCUGCAAUGGAUUGGCAUGAAUGCUAUGCUUGUCUACGUUAUGGCAGCUGAAGGCAUCUUUGCAAGGUUCAUCAACGGGUGGUAUUACAAGGACCCCCAUAAUACGCUAAUAUAUUGGAUCCAGAAGCACAUUUUUGUUGGGAUUUGGCAUUCAAGGAGAGUAGGCAUUCUACUCUAUGUAAUCUUCGCAGAGAUCUUGUUUUGGGGCAUUGUCGCUGACAUUUUGCAUUGGGGUCUUUACCGAGCUUAUUCAGCAGAUGCAAGUAAAAGGUGCGCAGAUAAGAACGACAAGGAUUUGGAUCGGGCGAGUGAGAGACAGGAUCUUGAAGGAAAAGAGCUAAAGCAAGAAACUACUUUGCAUGAACUGGAGCUGGUUGCCGUCCAUGCUCUUCAUGAACUUGUUUCUUUAGUUCACAGUCAUGUCAAUGCUGCAGGGCAAUAUGAUUUUGAGUAAGGCUAGAUUUUGCUGACUAUUUUGUAGUAGAUGUAGUGAUAUCAGGAUGAAUUGUGAACAAAUUAUACGGCAUGUAGUUAUUGCAGUAGCGGUAUCUUCUAGACUAGCCUUAAAGUAGGUUAGGGUUUAAUUUUUGAAGCUACC